Fopius arisanus is the source of this 1955-nucleotide messenger RNA. It is a transcript of the gene otd2, whose product is annotated as homeobox protein OTX2-A. Gene Ontology annotation, biological process: regulation of transcription by RNA polymerase II. Gene Ontology annotation, cellular component: nucleus. The record is from RefSeq and is a predicted model, not a curated record. Bases 618 to 1634 code for a protein of 338 amino acids. Gene Ontology annotation, molecular function: DNA-binding transcription factor activity, RNA polymerase II-specific; RNA polymerase II cis-regulatory region sequence-specific DNA binding. The transcript is spliced from 7 exons. NCBI's taxonomy places the organism in Eukaryota, Metazoa, Arthropoda, Insecta, Hymenoptera, Braconidae.
GCUGCUGCUGCUGCUGCUGUUGUUGCUGCUGCCACCCGUUCGCGAACGGCAACCCCGCAACGGUGAGAUACCGUAACAACUAAACUUACCCGUCAAAAGUUUUAUUGGCUGCUAUCCAUCAAUUUACUUCACCACUAUUCAUAACAAUUGAUGACACUUGAAUUUUAUUUGGUUUGGAAUUUUUAUUUGGUCUCGUUGUGUUUUGUGCUAUUGGUUGAAUGGCACCGAAGAUCCAGCCUCUUUCACCCCCCAAUCAAAUCCAACCACCAAUCUCAAAGUGAUUGGUCAUUUUAAUGAGAACACGAGUAUCACCAGUGUGGGAAAAAGUUCAGUUUUUAUAAUCGUUAUUAAAGGUGAAGUUUUACUUUUUAUCAGUGCUAUGAAGAAGUGAAUAUACUUGAUUUUUUUCUUCAUCGGUUACGAACAUGUUCCUAGUGCAAUAAAUAUAAACUCCUGGAUUAUUGCUCUGUGAAAUACUUACAACACUGCUAUUUUCAUUGACGAGGAAUAUAACAGUUAAAGGAAGUGAGAAAAAACGCCGAUUCAAGGGUUAUUUAAUCAUCGAGGGGAGCUGUUGAAAUUGGUUACUACUGUGGCAGUGGUGGCCCAACGUGGCAAUGUGGCCGAACAGCCUCAGUGGAGCGGCUGGUUGUGGGGGUGGAAGUGGAGCUGAUCUUGGUGGUUUAACAGCAGCAUCAACAACAUCGCCCACCGAUUUAUUUGGCCCAGCGGGUUUUGGCGGCUCCGCGACAAAUCCAUACGGUGCUCUAAAGUCAUCUCCUUACGUUGGGGCAUUGGGAAUGCCACCAAUCGAGGCACUCCACGGCACCAUCGGUUAUCCCGGUUGUAGUCCCGCCGGUGAGUCGUACUACUGUAAUCCGAGAAAACAGAGGAGAGAGAGGACGACGUUCAGUAGGGCACAGCUCGAUAUACUUGAGGGGCUUUUUUCCAAGACUCGAUAUCCGGACAUAUUCAUGCGGGAGGAGGUAGCGGUCAAGAUAAAUUUACCUGAAUCCAGAGUACAGGUGUGGUUUAAAAACCGUCGCGCAAAAUGUCGACAACAACAAAAGCAACAACAGCAAGCCCAAGAGAAAGCCCCACGAUCGAAAAAGCCGUCCGGUAACCCCGUGAGCAACCCUACGGCGGGGAAAAGUCCUUCGAUAGCUAGUACCCCAACAUCAUCAGCGGCAGUUCCAGCAACGACACCACUAAGUGGUGGUACUGCAGGUUCGGCCGCGAGUUCACCAACUCUUUUGAGGGACUCUCCUCAAUAUAAACCCGCUGGUGGCGCCACCGGAUUAUUGUUUGCUGCAAGUACUACACCACCUAGUCUGGGCGGUACAGUUUACAGCAGUGGUGGUAGUAGCAGUAGUAUCUGGAGUCCGGCGAUAACAGAAAAUAGUGGAACAUUUCCUGGAGAUCAUCAGAGGCUUGCAUGGACAACCACAGCUUCUCAGCAACAGUGUUAUCAGAAUUACUCGUCAUAUUAUUCGAACAUGGAGUACCUUUCGCCAGCUCCUCAUCAACUAAAUGAUACCGGAGCUAGUAGUCUUGACAACACGUGGAGCAAAACACGAGACGAGAAUACCUCUUCGUGGUUUUAUAACAGUGCAGGUUGGGGAGAACGAAAGUGAAUAUAAAUGAUUUUUUAUAAGAUCGUUGAACGCGAAGAAAAUGGCAAUGAUUUGAGGCAAUUAUGGUACAUAUCAGAGCUAGUCAAAAGGCUUGGAGUUAGCUUGAAAUUAUAUGUAAAAAAGAAAUGAAUAGAACAAAGUCUGUUUCAUCUUUCUCAAUCAUCUCUGAUUGUUCUGGUAUUCAUUUUAUUGUAUAAUAAUUUUUCAACCUUGCGGAAAUAUUCUGGCAAAUGAGGCAUGGGAAUUAAAUGCGAUAGAUUUAUGAUACAUAUCGAUGAUAGACUAUUUUUUUCUGAUGAAGAAGGACUUUUUAAAAAUCCA